AAACGGCUAACGUUAAACUGAUUCAUUCGAAACUCCUCCUCUUCAAGCAAACUCAAAAUCAAAGCUUGAGUUUUUUGGUUUUGGUUUUGGUUUGGUUUUGGUUUUCUUUGAUGUAUAAAUUAGAGUUUGUACAGUGACCAGUUAAAGAAACAGUUUUGUUUGUUUUGUUGUAAGUUUUUCCAUGGCGGAAGCUGGUCCGGAUACGAUUUACCUCCAUGGCGACCUCGACCUUCACAUCAUCGAAGCUCGUAGCUUGCCCAACAUGGAUGUCGUUUCCGAUCAUUUUCGUCGUUGUGUCACCGGUUGUGGAACCAUCAGCUACGGUCGUAGGAAGCCCGCAGAUCCCACCGACUCCGACGGUCACCGCCACCGCAGGAUCGUCACCAGCGACCCUUACGUCACCGUUAACGUCCCCCAAGCUACUGUGGCUCGAACGCGUGUGUUGAAGAACGCUCGAGAUCCUUCCUGGAACGAGCACUUCGUUAUCGCAUUGGCUCAUCCCGUUGUUAACCUCGAGUUUUUGGUUAAGGACAACGAUCUCUUUGGCGCUGAUUUGAUCGGCACGGCCAAAAUCUCCGCUGCCGAAAUUGCCACCGGUAAGACCAUUGAUGACUGGUUCCAGAUUUGUGGUUCCAACGGGAAGCCGCCGAAGCCGGACACUGCGAUUCAUUUGAAGAUGACAUUCACGCCUUGUGAGAAAAACCCUUUGUACCAGCACGGUGUGGCCGGAGAUCCGGAGCAGAAGGGCGUGAGGCAGACUUACUUUCCGGUGAGGAAAGGGCACUCUGUGAAGUUGUACCAAGACGCCCAUGUGAUUGAUGAUAUGCUUCCGAAGAUUAAGCUUGACGAUGGGAAGGUUUUCACGCAGGAGAAGUGCUGGGAAGAUAUCUGUUAUGCUAUUUGUGAGGCCCAUCAUAUGAUUUACCUCGUUGGCUGGUCGAUUUACCAUAAGGUGAGGCUGGUCAGAGAGCCCACUAGGCCAUUGCCGCGUGGUGGGGACUUGACACUCGGUGAAUUGCUCAAGUACAAGUCGGAAGAAGGGGUGAGAGUCUUGUUGUUGGUGUGGGAUGAUAAGACAUCACACGACGCCUUCUUGAUUAAUACGGUAGGAGUAAUGCAGACACAUGAUGAAGAAACAAAGAAGUUUUUCAAGCAUUCUUCGGUCAUUUGUGUGCUUGCGCCUCGCUAUGGCAGCAGUAAGAUGAGUUAUAUCAAACAACAGGUUGUUGGAACCGUAUUUACACACCAUCAGAAGUGUGUUCUUGUGGACACACAGGCAGAUAGAAAUAACCGUAAGAUAACUGCAUUUCUAGGAGGCAUUGACCUUUGUGAUGGUCGCUAUGACACGCCACAGCACAGACUGUUUCACGAUCUUGACACUGUAUUCAAGGACGAUUUCCAUAAUCCUACUUUUGCUGCUGGAGUCAAGGCUCCAAGGCAACCAUGGCAUGACUUGCACUGUAGAAUUGAUGGGCCUGCAGCAUAUGAUGUUCUUAUAAAUUUUGAGCAGCGUUGGAGGAAAUCAACAAAAUGGACAGGGACAGUGUUUUGUAAAAAAGUUGCCCAUUGGCAUGAUGAUUCUAUGAUAAAAAUAGGACGUAUCUCAUGGAUACUUAGUCCUUCCAUGCCUGAAUCAAAAUCUUCGAAGGAUAAAUCAAAAGCUUUGAAAGAUAAGACCGCUGUUACAAUUGUUCCCGAAGAUGAUAAGAAAUUAUGGGUUUGCACUGAUAAUGAAAGUUGGCAUGUUCAGAUUUUGCGGUCAAUUGAUCAAGGAUCAGUAAAAGGAUUUCCCAAAAUAGUUGAAGAUGCCGUGGCCAAGAACCUUAUAUGCGCAAAGAAUCAAGUAAUCGAUAGAAGCAUUCAAUCAGGAUACAUCCAAGCUAUCAGAUCAGCUCAGCAUUUCAUAUAUAUUGAAAAUCAAUAUUUUCUUGGGUCAUCAUAUGGGUGGCCAGAUUACAAGAAUGCAGGAGCUGAUCAUCUUAUUCCAAUGGAAUUGGCCUUAAAGAUUGCUAGCAAAAUUAAAGCUAAUGAGAGAUUUGCGGUGUAUUGUGUUAUACCAUUGUGGCCUGAAGGUGAUCCAAAAUCCGGUCCUGUGCAAGAAAUCCUCUAUUGGCAGAGCCAGACAAUGCAAAUGAUGUAUGAAGUUAUUGCACAGGCACUGAAAUCAGUGAAGUCAGACUUAAAACCUGAAGAUUACCUCAAUUUCUAUUGCCUUGGUAACAGGGAAGAUUUUAAUGAGGAACAGUCAACUACAGAUACUACUACCGUGGUCAGUGAUGCACAAAAACAUCGACGAUUUAUGAUCUAUGUUCAUGCUAAGGGUAUGAUAGUAGAUGAUGAGUAUGUUAUAAUUGGAUCUGCCAAUAUCAACCAAAGAUCUAUGGCUGGUACAAAAGACACUGAGAUAGCCAUGGGUUCAUAUCAACCCUACCAUACUUGGGCAAGAAGGAAAAAGCAUCCACGCGGUCAGAUAUAUGGGUAUAGGAUGUCCCUUUGGGCUGAACAUCUUGGGAAGCUAGAUCACUGCUUUGAAGAGGCAGAAAGUUUAGACUGCGUGAAGAUGGUGAAUGACAUUGCCCAAAAAAACUGGAAAAAUUUCAUGACUGACGAGUUCACACCAUUACAGGGCCACCUUCUGAAGUAUCCUCUACUCGUAAAUGAAGAUGGUAAGGUUGUUCCCCUGCCUGAUUGUGACACAUUCCCAGAUGUUGGUGGUAAAAUAAUCGGAGUUCAUUCUGCGACUCUUCCAGAUGUGCUAACCACGUAACCCGUCCCUACUUGAUGUUCAUAAAUGACUGUUAAAAAUAGCCAAAAUGGUGGUAAUUGGUUUAGGUUGUUAAACAUCAAAGCAGUUGAGUUUGUUUCUUGAUUCAUUCUUUUCUAUUUUUUCGGCCACCUCCCUCUAUUGCUUUCAGAUUGUAAAUUUGUGUAAAACAUAGUGAAAUGAUGGUACUUGGCGAAUGAAUGCAUCUUCAAACAUGUUUCAUGUAUUUGUAUUAUUGUGAAUUGGAGAGGAAUCACAACAAUAAUUUCAGUGUUA
This is a messenger RNA of Humulus lupulus (European hop), 3040 nucleotides long. RefSeq names its product phospholipase D delta-like. The coding region runs from base 182 to 2767 and encodes 861 amino acids. Gene Ontology annotation, molecular function: calcium ion binding; D-type glycerophospholipase activity. Gene Ontology annotation, cellular component: plasma membrane. The transcript has 10 exons. The record is from RefSeq and is a predicted model, not a curated record. Gene Ontology annotation, biological process: phosphatidylcholine metabolic process; phospholipid catabolic process. NCBI's taxonomy places the organism in Eukaryota, Viridiplantae, Streptophyta, Magnoliopsida, Rosales, Cannabaceae.